Oreochromis niloticus (Nile tilapia) is the source of this 2395-nucleotide messenger RNA. RefSeq names its product nephronophthisis 1 (gene nphp1). Gene Ontology annotation, molecular function: protein binding. The transcript has 20 exons. Gene Ontology annotation, biological process: protein localization involved in establishment of planar polarity. Gene Ontology annotation, cellular component: cilium; cytoplasm. The coding region runs from base 201 to 2288 and encodes 695 amino acids. Lineage: Eukaryota; Metazoa; Chordata; Actinopteri; Cichliformes; Cichlidae. The record is from RefSeq and is a predicted model, not a curated record.
AAAAAUACAUAAGCAAAAUAUGCUGACUAAAAUAAACCCACAAUGAGCAGGGUUAUGGGAAAUUACAUUGAAAAUAAAAUAAAAAAAAUAAUCCGAGGAAGAAGAAGUCAGUUGCCUAGCAACUGUUGGAAGCCUAGCGUCAGUUAGCAAGCUAGGAGAUGAGCUAACACACGGAUCGUAUGACCCUAAAAAGUGUAUAAAUGCCACUAAAAAGAAGAGGACCUUUGCAGCUAGCUCAGAGAGAAGUGGAUGAAAUAAAAAAACAGGUUGACAGUCUGGAGAAGGAUGCCCAGAGUCAGGCUGGAUCCACUGAAGAGGCCUUUCGAAGAUGCCAAAAACUGCAAAUGUCAGCAGAGGAGACACUAAGGACACUAAAGAAACUGAGCAAGGCUGAUGAGCUGGCUCCAGUGGGGAAUUAUGAUCAGAGGAAACAGGAAGAGGAGCGACGAGUGCAAAACAUCUUGGAGCGUCUAAAAACUCUCUCUCUGGAGCUGUCGCCACCAGGACCUAGCACUGAAGCAGGUAAUGUUUCAAAGGAAGAUAGUGAAGAUAGUGCUGAAGAAGACGAUGACGAAGACAGUAACGAUAAUGAAGAAGAGCAUGUAGAAAAUGAUAACAACACUGGCAGUGAUGAGAGGCGAGAUUUGAAACCGCCAUCUCAGUCAGAUGCUCGCAUCUACAUGGUCCUCAGUGAUUUCAAAGGAGAGCAGGAAGGAGAUCUGUCUGUUCGGAAGGGGGAGGUGUUGAGGAUUAUCAGGAAGACAGCAGAUGGAUGGUGGCUGGCUCAGAACACUAAAGGCAGCAGAGGAGUGGUUCCAAAAACCUUCCUGAAGAUUGGCUCUAGUGUUGAUGAUGACGAUGAUGAUGACGAUGAUUCAAAAGAAGAUGAUGAUGAAAAGGAGGAGUCGGAAGAGGAGGAAGAUCAAGAUAGUGAAGAAUUAACUGAUGAUCCAGACAAACGGAGUGCUUCACAGUCUAACUGGUGUACAGUCAAAAAGGCUCUGAGUGAGAUUGAUGCAACAGAUGUGCUCUCCGCCAUGGGUGCUAUACCUUCAGGAUUCAGACCAUCAACUCUCAAUAAAUUACUGGUGGAGGAAGGUCAUUAUGCAGCAAGUAUAACAUACAGAGGAAGUCAUUACAUUCAGCCUCAGCUCAGCCAAUCACAGCUCUCCUUUAAGGACCUCUUCCUGGACCCAGAUACUGGCAAGGUUCGUCCUCGGCAGGUCAACACGAGUGUUUGUUUCAGUUUGUGGAGCUGCAGGAUGAUUCCUACUCCUGGGGUUGGUGUUCAAGUCCUCAGCCGGCACGUCCGCCUCUGUGCCUUUGACGGAACUCAGGUUUUGAGUAACAUCCACGUAGUCAGAGCAACCUACAACGCCAAGAGCCCAAAGACCUGGAGCUUCUCUCCGAGGGUGACCGGUAUCUUACCCACCGUCUUGGAUGGAGACUGUUUUCUGCGCUGCAACUCCACGUCGCCUGACCUCGGGAUCCUCUUUGAAUUAGGAGUCACUUUUAUACGAAAUUCUACUGGAGAGAGAGGAGACCUAAGCUGUGGUUGGGCUUUCCUCAAAUUGACUGAUGAUGCAGGAAAUCCUCUGCCGAACAGGACCUAUGAACUGCCUGUGAAUGGUGGCACUCCAUAUGAGAAGGAUGUAGCAGUGGAGGCGUCAGCCACUAGAGGAUCUCCAAGUGGUGUUUUCCAGCAGAUGCUCCAAGCCAGGCGGCAGCCCAAACUUAUUGUUAAGCUGAAAUCAGCCAACAGCCGGACGCAAACACAGCUCAGUGUCCUUCCAGAUACUCUCCUCCACUGCCUAAACUGCAUCCAUCUGCUGGUUCUGCACAGGCAUCUGCUCGCAGACGCACUGCUGAUGGACAGGCCCACAAUGCAGAAUGCAGAUCUAAUAUGCAGUCCUAUACUUUCAACCUUUCCCGUGUUGUUGGACCAGCCAGACCUGUUAGAUGCUCUCAGGAGUGCCUGGCUGGAUGCUGAGACUAACAUGAACAGAGCACAAAAGAGGGACCUCUCCUAUCUAAAACUGGAGUUUGUUAAAGUCUACAUGUCAUCUGUGUAUUUCCUGCUCCACUCUCCAUCGCUGCCCUGUUAUCGUUGGGCGGACCCGCUCUCUGAGGAGCAACGCGCAAGAGUCAUCUACACAAUGCUGGAGAAAAACCAACGCAACAACACCGGCCAAUCAGGAGGUCCUGAUGUCUUUGUUGAUGGCGCUCACACGCAUCUCGCUUUUGAUGUUACAGAGUUGACUUUUGACCUUCUCCGUGUGGCGUGGUGACAAUAACGUCAUCUCCCUCUGGCUGAAGGUGCUAUUUGGUUGAAGUUAAUUAUCCUAAUUUUUACAUAUAUUUUGAAAAUAAUUAAAGAUUAGAGCUUGCAAUAUUC